This is a messenger RNA of Corvus hawaiiensis (hawaiian crow), 1585 nucleotides long. RefSeq names its product serine protease inhibitor 2.1-like. NCBI's taxonomy places the organism in Eukaryota, Metazoa, Chordata, Aves, Passeriformes, Corvidae. Bases 114 to 1373 code for a protein of 419 amino acids. The transcript has 5 exons. The record is from RefSeq and is a predicted model, not a curated record. Gene Ontology annotation, biological process: negative regulation of endopeptidase activity. Gene Ontology annotation, molecular function: serine-type endopeptidase inhibitor activity.
UUUAACAUCUCUACUUAAGCAGAAGAUGAUGUAGCAGUAUAAGUAACAGCGUGGGGAACACCAUGGUCAGCUGAAUGCAACAGGGCUUCUGGUUUUAAUAAUUUGAAAAGAAGAUGAAGUGUCUCCUGUGCCUGUGUUUACUCCUUGCUGUUCUUUGUGCUGUAACCCAUUGCUGCCCUGAAGAUAUUUGCCAUGAAGUCAACAAUACUAAUCUGCGUGAUGGAAGAGAAAAUUUAUUAGCAUAUAGCUGUGACAAGAAAAGCUCUAACUAUGCCGAUUUUGUAUUUAGAUUUUACAGGCAGGCUACAUCAAAAGAAGCUGAUAAAAAUGUUUUCUUUUCUCCCAUGAGCAUCUCCACUGCCUUUGCCAUGCUGGCUGUUGGUGCUAAGUCAACCACUCUGUCUCAGAUUUUUGAAGGACUGGGCUUUGAUGACCUGACUGAGACUCGCAUACAUGAUGUACAUGAAAGUUUUCACAAAGUUUUGUCAGUACUGAACUGUGCUGAUGUUAAUAUCACAUUAAAUAUAGGGAAUGCCCUUUUUACAGCUACUGGGUAUGAACCACAGGAAUCAUUUUUACAAAAUACCAAACAAUUUUAUGAAGCAGAUUUUUUUCCUAGUGAUUUUCAUAAACCAGAAGAAGCUAAGAAGCAAAUCAAUAAAUAUGUAGAGGAGAAAACCAAGGGUAAAAUUCCUGAAUUAGUUGGUCAUCUUGAUCCAAAUACUGUACUGGUUCUUGUUAACUAUAUUUAUUUUAAAGCUGCCUGGGAAAAGUCUUUUGAUCCUUUGCGUACAUAUGAGGAUGAUUUUUUUGUGAGCACAAAUGCAUCUGUUAGAGUCAACAUGAUGCAGCGUGAUGGUAUCUCAAACAGCUACUAUGACCAGGAUCUCUCCUGUGUGGUGGUAGAGCUGCCUUACCAGGGCACUGCACGAGCAUUGCUUAUUCUGCCCGAUGAUGGAAAGAUGAAGCAAGUGGAAGAUGCUCUCUCCAAGGAAACUAUUUGUAAAUGGGAUAGCAAACUUGUGACCAGGAGAUUAAGUCUGCAAUUACCAAAGUUUUCUAUUAGUGGGUCUUACGAUGUUAAAACCCUGUUUGAGCAAAUGGGCAUCACUGAAGUGUUCUCAGGUAAUGCUGAUCUGUCUGGAAUUAGUGGCAAUCAAGAUCUCCAGGUUUCACAAGCAAUUCACAAGGCCCUGCUGGAAGUUGAUGAGUCUGGAACUGAAGCUGCAGGAGCCACUGCCAUAAUCCUUACCAGAGUUUCCUAUACUUCUCGUACCAUCAAAGUCAACAGGCCCUUCAUUAUUUUGAUCUCUGACAAACAAACCGGCAUCACACUUUUCAUGGGGAAAAUUGUUGAUCCUACUAAGGAGUAAUUGCUCGGUUAUCUGGCAUAAUGAUGUUGGGCAUGAGUUAUAAUUGUUACAGUGUUUGCAGUUUUGGGCUAGUUAGUGCUACUUACUAGUCUCUGAUUGAGGGAUAUUCAGAUGUAAAUUAGAAAUUUCCUUAUCAAAUUAAUAAGCAAAAAGCAUUGUAAAAUAUCACCAUCAACUGACACUUUUUAAAUGUAACAUUUUCCCCAGCUGAA